AUGUCGGCUCAGUCUGUGACGGCAUGGAUUGCAGUAUGUCGUGUUGUGACCGGGGUAGGAAUUGGAGCUGAUUAUCCAUUAUCUUCAUCUUUGUCGGCAGAAAAGUCACCGUUUGGCUCACGUGCUAUCCAAGUGUUGACUGUCUUUUCGAACAUCGGCCUUGGUAAUAUUGCGGCCAGCAUCGUGUUUCUGAUCUUGCUCAAGGCAUUCGAGGAGUUAAUAGCCCACAACCUAAGCCAUCUUGAAUGGGUCUGGCGUUUGCUAUUAGGCAUUGGAAUUGUGCCAGCGGUCUUCACUCUUUAUGCCCGGUUGACGAUCAGGGAGACACUGCCCUACAGGCAAUACGUCUGUGAUGAUGCUGCUGGGCAGAGGCGCACACUCAAGCAGCAGUGGGAGGACUUCCGCGAGUACUUCGGUCACUGGAAACAUGCUAAAGUGCUAUUUGCGACGUCAGCCUCCUGGUUCUUAUUUGAUAUCGCAUACUACGGUAUCAAUCUCAACCAAAGCAUUAUACUGGCAAGAAUCGGUUAUGCAAGCGAAAAAACACCAUGGCGAACCCUGUAUAACACCGCUGUGGGUAAUAUAAUCAUCCAAGCAGCAGGAUAUCUCCCCGGAUUCUACGUCGGUAUCUUCCUUCCUGAUCGUAUUGGUCGUGUUCCCCAACAAUGCUGGACAUGUAUCAUGGUGUGCAUCCUCUAUGCCAUAUGGGCUGGAGUCAGCACACAGAGCGUCCACACCCCAACAGCUGGUUUGAUGAUUAUAUUUGCCCUCUCACAGUUCUUGCUUACCGUUGGUCCUAAUUGCACGACCUUUCUGAUUCCCGCAGAAGUGUUUCCAACGCGUGUUCGAGGCACAGCAUCCGGAAUAUCUGCUGCUUCUGGAAAAUGCGGUGCUAUUCUAACUUCAUUUGCUUUCGGUAGUGUUGAAGAUGCAAUUGGUUUGGAAGGUGUCCUUGGUCUGUUCUCGGGAAUCAUGCUGCUCACUGCCCUUGUCACUUUGCUGAUACCCGAGACCAAAAAUCAGACACUGGAGGGUAUUGAAAAAGAUGAACCCAUAGAACAAGGGAAGCUAUCAUCAAGCUCUCAAACUCUAGCUAUAUUCUUUGACAUGGCAGACCGGUUACACUCCCGCGAAGGGUCCGACACUUCGCUCAACAAUGCAUCCAUUGCUUCCCCGCGAUCUAGCACCGAAUCCCGCUCUCCCCCUACACGAAACCAACUCCGUGUUUCACACAUACCAGCAGCAAAUCACCAGCACAGACAAAGCUUGAGCGAGUCACUUCGUGGCCCACCCGGGUCUCCCCGCGCACGCCGACAGCCGUCCCUCCCACAGUCCGCCAUCCAGAGCCUCAUCGACAAUCCCCCGCCACCGAAGAAUAGUGAUCCUGCCUUUGUUGGUCGUGAUUGGAGACAGAUCUCAGUCGGCGAGCUGGUCAGCCCGGAUGACCUGAAGUUUGUGGAGCUUGAUACAGGCAUUGAAGAGGCGACAAAUAUCUUGAUUGAUUCAGGCGCGGCCGUAUUGUUGAUCCGCGAGACCCCUCAAUCCACUUCUGCGGUAGGCACAUUUGACUAUGCAGAUCUGAACUCUUAUCUCCUGCUAGCAGCAGGGCUGACACACCCCGAUGAAGCGCAUCAAGCGUCGUAUGACGAGCUAGCUAAGAAGGCUCACAAUGGUGUGCCAAUUCCGCUGAGAGAUGUCAAGAAGUUCGGCAUGGAGAAGGAGCCGCUGAUCAACCUGCCAACUUCAGCCAAUGUCUUGACCGCUGUAGAGAUCUUUGGUGGAGGUGUUCACCGGGUGGUGGUGGUCAAUGAGUCAAAUGACCAAGAAGUGGUCGGAAUCUUCAGCCAGUUCCGACUGGUCAAAUUCCUUUGGGAAAAUGGUCGCAGCUUCCCUAUCAUUGAAGAGCUAUAUCCAAAGGCUCUGCGUGAGCUGGGGGUUGGAUCUCAUGAAGUGAUCUCUAUCAAUGGUGAUAAACCCCUCUCCGAUGCCCUCCAUCUGAUGAACAACGAGGGUAUGUCCUCAAUCGUAGUUGUUGAUAGCUACUUAAACGUGCUUGGGAAUAUCUCCACAGCAGAUGUUAAGCUUUUGACCCGAUCAUCUUCAUUGCCACUUCUUCAAAACACCUGCACUCACUUCAUCUCGGUCAUUCUGUCCACACGGGGUUUGAUUGAGGGUAAAGACUCAUUCCCGGUCUUCCACGUCAAUCCUGGAUCGACACUGGCUCACACAGUCGCCAAGAUCGUGGCAACUCGAUCACAUCGUCUCUGGGUGACCGAUCCAUUAUCUCCAACAUCCUCAGGACCGCCAACUCCAUCGCAUUCUUCAGUACACAUCCCUCUUUCCAACAGUGUCAGCCCAGCUCCCGGAUCGUAUACUGCACAGUCACCACCGCCAUCUCCUUCUGUACCUGUGACACCUUCUGCACAGCCUUCUCAAUACACCACCCCUCACCUACCAACUCCUAACCUCCCUUACACAUACCCAGCUCCAGGCGUGUCGGUGCCAGUGCCAUCGCCUGUGUCGCAUUCUAUUCCCUCCUCGACGCUAGAUGGAGCCCGACUGUCCGGUCGUCUAGUUGGAGUAGUCAGCUUGACUGACAUCCUGAAUUUGCAUGCCCGCGCUAGCGGGUUGAACCCAGCUGACCCCGCCGAGUCACGUAGCCGCCGCCGACGCAGUAGUUCCUCGAGCCAAAGUAUCCGCCGCAGCGGCGACAUUGGCCGGGAGCUUUUCAGUCGUGGCAUGUAA
Messenger RNA from Penicillium griseofulvum, 2745 nucleotides. RefSeq names its product Major facilitator superfamily domain, general substrate transporter. Gene Ontology annotation, biological process: transmembrane transport. The coding region runs from base 1 to 2745 and encodes 914 amino acids. Gene Ontology annotation, cellular component: membrane. The transcript has 9 exons. Gene Ontology annotation, molecular function: transmembrane transporter activity; protein serine/threonine phosphatase inhibitor activity. The record is from RefSeq and is a predicted model, not a curated record. NCBI's taxonomy places the organism in Eukaryota, Fungi, Ascomycota, Eurotiomycetes, Eurotiales, Aspergillaceae.